Molecule: messenger RNA, 2063 nt
Organism: Aspergillus saccharolyticus JOP 1030-1
Lineage: Eukaryota; Fungi; Ascomycota; Eurotiomycetes; Eurotiales; Aspergillaceae
Product: glucose-6-phosphate dehydrogenase
Exons: 9
Coding region: 269-1792 (507 amino acids)
Biological process (GO): glucose metabolic process; pentose-phosphate shunt, oxidative branch
Cellular component (GO): cytosol
Molecular function (GO): glucose-6-phosphate dehydrogenase activity; NADP binding
Source: RefSeq, a predicted model, not a curated record
CCUGUUGCGCUUGUUCCAGCAAGCAGCAAAGCAGCAGAGCAGCAGAAGAGAAAGAGAGCAGCUCCCCCUCCGGCCAUCGCGCUCUUAAAAACUACUUGCUCCGCCGGAAUUGUUGGGAAAUUUCCAUUAAACCCUUUGAAUCUGCUCUCCUACUUCUCUCCUCUCUCUUUUCUUCUAUUGUGAUUCUAACUGCUCUUCUUACUACUACCUACCCUUCUUAUACUCUCCCAAUUCCAUAUCCAACUACCCCUCCCACCCAAAAGAAAUAAUGGCCAGCACGAUAGAGGAACGUCAGAGCGCUGGCACCGCCGAACUCAAAGAUGACACCGUCAUCGUAGUACUAGGCGCAUCGGGAGAUCUUGCUAAGAAGAAGACUUUCCCCGCGCUCUUCGGCCUCUACCGUAACAAGUUUCUGCCCAAGGGCAUCAAGAUCGUCGGCUAUGCCCGGACGAACAUGGAUCACGAGGAAUACCUGAGACGUGUGCGCUCAUACAUCAAGACCCCCACCAAGGAGAUCGAAGAGCAACUGGAUAGCUUCUGCCAGUUCUGCAGCUACAUCUCCGGCCAGUACGACAAGGAUGACUCGUUCAUCAACCUCAACAAGCACCUCGAGGAGGUUGAGAAGGGUCAGAAGGAGCAGAACAGAAUCUUCUACAUGGCACUUCCCCCCAGUGUCUUCACCACUGUUUCCGAUCAGCUGAAGCGCAACUGCUACCCUAAGAACGGUGUUGCUCGCAUCAUCGUCGAGAAGCCCUUCGGCAAGGAUCUUCAGAGCUCGCGCGACCUCCAGAAAGCCCUCGACCCCAACUGGAAGGAGGAUGAGAUCUUCCGUAUCGACCACUACUUGGGUAAGGAGAUGGUCAAGAACAUCCUCAUCAUGCGCUUCGGAAACGAAUUCUUCAACGCCACCUGGAACCGUCACCACAUCGAUAACGUUCAGAUCACAUUCAAGGAGCCCUUUGGUACUGAGGGUCGUGGUGGUUACUUUGAUGAAUUCGGUAUUAUUCGUGAUGUCAUGCAGAACCACCUUCUGCAGGUCCUGACCCUACUCGCCAUGGAGCGCCCCAUCUCCUUCUCCGCGGAGGAUAUCCGUGACGAGAAGGUCCGUGUUCUCCGUGCAAUGGACGCCAUUGAGCCCAAGAACGUUAUUAUCGGUCAGUACGGAAAGUCGCUGGACGGCAGCAAGCCCGCCUACAAGGAGGAUGAGACUGUUCCCCAGGACUCUCGCUGCCCCACCUUCUGCGCCAUGGUGGCCUACAUCAAGAACGAGAGAUGGGACGGUGUUCCUUUCAUUCUGAAGGCCGGAAAAGCCUUGAACGAGCAGAAGACCGAGAUCCGCAUCCAGUUCCGUGACGUCACGUCUGGUAUCUUCAAGGACAUUCCCCGCAACGAGCUCGUUAUUCGUGUCCAGCCCAACGAGUCCGUUUACAUCAAGAUGAACUCUAAGCUGCCUGGUCUGUCUAUGCAGACCGUGGUGACUGAGCUCGACCUCACCUACCGCCGCCGCUUCUCCGACCUCAAGAUUCCCGAGGCCUACGAAUCCUUGAUUCUCGACGCCCUGAAGGGUGACCACUCCAACUUUGUCCGUGAUGAUGAGCUGGAUGCUAGCUGGAGAAUCUUCACCCCUCUUUUGCACUACCUUGACGACAACAAGGAGAUCAUCCCCAUGGAGUACCCCUACGGAUCCCGUGGACCCGCCGUCCUGGAUGACUUCACGGCGUCUUUCGGCUACAAGUUCAGCGAUGCCGCUGGUUAUCAGUGGCCUUUGACCUCCACCCCCAACCGGUUGUAAUUAAUGACAUAGCCUAAGGACCCCCUGAGGUUAAAAUCGGGGCAUGACGAAUGAAGAAGCAAAAUGUCAGAUUAAGUUAUGAAAAAAAAUGUUAAUGCUACGGGGGCGAGAUCUAUGGCAAGACCGGACAUGUGGGUUGAUAUUGGCAGGAAAGCGAGCCAACGGUAGUGUUCAUCGGUCGGACGGGCAAUGACUGGAGUUAGUGUUUACACCCCUGUUUUCUUUCCUUAGAAAUGAAUGCAGAGCACGUUACGAAUGACAUGAGUGAGGC